Molecule: messenger RNA, 2416 nt
Organism: Anguilla anguilla (European eel)
Lineage: Eukaryota; Metazoa; Chordata; Actinopteri; Anguilliformes; Anguillidae
Gene: ugt5e1
Product: UDP glucuronosyltransferase 5 family, polypeptide E1
Exons: 2
Coding region: 706-2331 (541 amino acids)
Molecular function (GO): UDP-glycosyltransferase activity
Source: RefSeq, a predicted model, not a curated record
AGGAGAUUUUAUUAAGUUGGGAAACCCGAUACGGAAACUACGAGUUAGGUCCUCCAUUGUGGAAUGAUAGAAUGUGGAAUUAAAAUUAGGGACAAUUUACUUGACGGAUCAUUAGAUCAAAUCAGAUUGGUUACCGCGACGCGGCGAGGGGGUCAAAGUUGAAUUUUUGUCAUCUCCACCGCGGCCUCGCCGCCUCUCGCCGCGCCGCCGGCAAUCCCAACAUGCCUUGCGGGGUCUGGCCGCCACCUCUCAUUCAAAAUCAAUGGAGGCGGCGCCGCCGCGCGGCGGGAAAGCGUAGCCUAUAGUGUGGCUUCACCGUGAGUGUUAUUGGUUUGCUGUGUUUCCCUCAGGCAAUUGUAGUCGCCGGGCAUGUCCUUCGGGCUUGUCACUUUGUUAUUUUGCCUUUCUUAUUUUUGGUGUUAACUCUGGGUGGGGGUACGCUCCGGUUCGCCGUGAAUGACUGUUCAAUUGGUCUCUCAUUUGCGUUCACGGCUUUUGCGUUUAAAAGCCGCCGCAAGCCCGGUAAAUACACUGAAGACUAUAUUAGGUUUUAGUUAGAUUUUCGUUGCUACUAGGUAGUUAGGACCUGGGGGAAGUCAACGUAUAGUGACUCAGCUUAUUGUUGUAAUUAGUGUGAUUAGUAUCACUUGUGAUUUUGCUCAAGCGGAGGACGCUAGGACGAGAGAGCUUGUGGUUGGAGUUGUGAUGGCGCAGGCUGGUGCCAUCUUCCCCCAUCCUUCCCGACCUGAUGGUUUGGUCCUCCUGCUGAUUGGCCUGUGUGCGCUCUGUGGGGAGGAGUCUCAUGCUGGGCGGAUCCUGGUGUACCCGGUGGACGGCAGCCAUUGGCUGAACAUGGACGUGCUCCUGCGGGAGCUGCACAGAAGGGGACACGUCCUGACUGUGGUGCGCUCCUCCACCAGCUGGUACAUCCCCGAAAACUCCGCCCACUUCUCCUCCGUCACCGUGCCCCUCCAGCAAGCCAUCAACCUGGAGAACCCCGAGUACAUGGCCUACUUCCUGCAGAGGAACCUGGACCUGCGGCGGGGGUCCGUGCUGUCCUUCCUCGGCCUGCAGAGGGAGCUCAUGUCCAUGCUCUCGGAGGCCCACCGCUCCAGCGCCCAGAUGGUGCGCCUCGUCCUGGAGAACUCCACCCUGGUGGAGGAGCUGAAGAGGGCGCGGUUUGACCUCAUGCUCACUGACCCCGGCUUCGCGGGCGGGGUGGUGCUGGGACGUUACCUGGGGCUGCCCAUGGUGUUUAACGUCCGCUGGAUCACCAACGGCGACGGGCACUUCGCCAUCGCGCCCUCGCCCCUCUCCUACGUCCCCACCAUCGGCUCCCAGGUCUCCGACUGCAUGAGCUUCGCCAACAAGCUCAAGAACCUGCUGCAUUUCGGGAUUGGGGUUUACUUGGACCUUGUGGUCGCCAGACCGCACUACCAGGGCGUGUGCGAUGAGUUCCUGGGCGGCAACACCAACGUGUACGAGCUCAUCCAGAGCGCCGACCUGUGGCUGAUGAGGGUGGAUUUUGUCUUCGAGUUCCCGCGCCCCACCAUGCCCAACGUGGUGUACAUGGGUGGGUUCCAGUGCCGCCCCGCCCAGCCCCUCCCCCCUGAGCUGGAGGAGUUUGUGCAAAGCUCCGGGGAGCACGGGGUGGUGCUCAUGUCCCUGGGCACCCUGCUCGGGGGCCUUCAGCCCCACAUUUCGGAGGUCAUCGCCUCGGCCUUCGCCCGCCUGCCUCAGAAGGUGGUGUGGAGGCACCUGGGGGCGAGGCCAUCCACCCUGGGCAACAACACCCUGCUGCUGGACUGGCUUCCCCAAAACGACCUGCUGGGCCACCCCAAGACCCGCGCCUUCGUCACGCACGGGGGCACCAACGGCCUGUACGAGGCCAUCUACCACGGCGUGCCCGUGCUAGGCCUCCCGCUCAUCUUCGACCAGAAGGACAACAUGGUGCGCGUGGAUGCGCGGGGCGCGGGCAUCGUGCUGGACGUGACGGUGCUGGAGGUGGACUCUCUGACCCAGGCUCUGCGGGACGUCCUGGACGAGCAGAAGCCCUACAGGGAGAACAUGCGCAGGCUGUCCCGGCUGCACCACGACCGGCCCCUCGAACCUCUGGACAGCGCCCUCUUCUGGAUGGAGUUUGUCAUGAGGCACGGGGGGGCGGCGCACCUGCGCACCGAGUCUUACAGGAUGCCCUGGUACGCCUACCACAACCUGGACGUGCUGGCCUUGCUGCUGGGCUCCGCCACUGCUCUCCUAGUACUCAUCGGCGCCACCUGCAGGUGUCUGUUUCAGAGGCUCUGCAGGACCAGGAAGGUCAAACUGCAGUGAACACACAAGUAUGACAUUGAUGUUUCUACUUGCAGUAUAUGGGGUAUUAUUGUCUCAGAAAUAAAUGCAGCUGGUUCACAUUUGU